This is a messenger RNA of Ostertagia ostertagi, 1044 nucleotides long. Lineage: Eukaryota; Metazoa; Nematoda; Chromadorea; Rhabditida; Trichostrongylidae. The record is from the annotation of a GenBank genome assembly.
ACUCAGAAUGUGAAAGUGAAGCCACAAAAAGAAUACGGAUUCGAGUCAGCUAUUGAUAAUUCUACAAAUCCGUUUGUUCCGAAGCUGAAAACCAAGCAUAAUGCCUUACCGAGGAAGGAAACCUCAGGAAUGACUAUUAUCGAUGAAAGUUCGGCUAAUACUGCAGGACAGGGUGAUCUUUCUUCGGAUUACGAGGCUGACGUUGCACAUCCGUACCAGCAAGAAAUUCAAAAUUUUGUUGUGCCCAGCAAUCAAAUGGAAUCGCAGGAUCCUAUACAUCACGAUUUCCGCAGUUACCUUGGGUUAACGUGCCUCAUGCAAAUUUCUACAAGGACUGAAGACUACGUUAUCGAUCCGUUCCCAUUAUGGAACGAUAUGCACAUCCUCAAUGAUCCCUUUACUAAUCCUAGAAUUUUAAAGGUUUUUCAUGGAAGUGAGCACGAUAUUGAGUGGCUUCAGAGGGAUUUCGGGAUCUAUGUAGUGAAUAUGUUCGACACUGGAAGAGCAAUGCGCCGACUCGAAAUGCAAAAAUUCAACUUACGUUAUCUAGUGCACCAUUACUGCGAUAUAACAUUGAAUAAGAAGUAUCAGCUGGCUGACUGGAGGGAACGACCGUUGGAUGCUGAUAUGAUUAAUUACGCUCGGAGUGAUACACAUUACCUUCUGUACUGCUAUGAUCGCCUCAGAGAAGAGCUGUUGGAGAAGGGAGACGCUAUGCAGAAUCUGUUACGAGUUGUAUACUCUGAAAGCGCUUUUAUUUGUUCCAGGGUGUACCACAAGCCGAGUUUCGACAGAGAUGGCUUCCGUGGAUUGGAACGUCGCCGUCUCAAUAAUCGUCAAGAAGCAGCGAUGCGAGUUCUGUGGCAUUGGCGUGAUCGUGUGGCUCGCGAAGAGGAUGAGAGUGUGCAGUACGUGCUCCCCAAUCAUAUGCUGCUAACUAUCGCUGAGAGUUUACCUCGAGAGCUUCAAGGGAUUCUACAUUGUUGUAACCCGGUCCCUCCACUGGUUAGAGAAUGCGUCCAUGAAUUGCACAAGUAUGUUAGC